AUGCUAAUGAGCAUGUGCAGAGUGAGUGUCACCGCUGUAGCUUGUUGUUGAUUGGAGAAAUUGAUUAUAGGGUUGACAAACCGACCUCUGUUACAACUCCACUCUCUCAUACUGUAUAUAAGGGUGGAAACCACAGAGACGCAUAAACAAUAACAGUAAAAAUGAACUUGCAAUUCAUCAUGCUUAGGGAACUGAAAUAUUCAGAGUAAAUGAACUAAAGAUGGAAGUAAUGUCAUGCUAUAUCCGGGUCGUAUAUCAUUUCUAACUUUAAUAGUCACAGACAAACCACAUACACUUACCCACAGUGUAUUAAUAACUGCCUGUUGCACACUCAGCUCUGUAUUGAACACAAGCUUUGGGUGAUAGGUGUGUCUAAGAGUGACAGUGAGAUACACUUCCUCUUCACGCGAUGGUGAAAGCGCGGUGGCCAACCUCCUGCUUUAGAGGAAGAGAAGUGUACUUAGAACAAAUGUGUGAGGAGAGAAAGAGUCACAUGUCCGCUUCAGGGCCUGCUCAAAUGGUAGCACAAAUCUAAAGAGUGACCCGGUGCUGCUGGGUUUGGAUCUUGGAUCUAUCUUAAAAUCAUCAGCAUCUUUUGUGAAGUUGAUGGGAGUAAUGAGGAGGUGAAGAUCCACUCUGAUGUCUGCUGGUGGUUCGGGGAUGGACGACUCGAUGGAGGAGACGACAGCGGCCGCACCAUUACGGCAACCGAAGGAAGGUGGUGUCCUAACUAGACAGCCAGCGACGAAACGCUACAGUGAGAUUUUACGGGACUUUGAUAACUUGGAGCUUUCCUUAGUGAGCAGCACGUCUGUCGAGGAGCUACUCGGAGACCCUGAUGUUCAGUCGCUCUCAGAAACAGUAGACGCAACACUGGAUGAUUUGUCUAGUGAAGAUGUGGACAACACACUGGUCUGUCCUGAUGGAGAAGAAAAAGAUGGUAGCAUGUCGGCCCAGGAUUCUGAUGUGACCAUGUGUCGCUGCGAGGGCGGCGUGGAGCUCGCCUUACAGUACUCCAAGAUGUGGUGCCGCUACGCCAAGGACCUCCUCACCUGGAUAGACAAGAGAAUCAGCCUGGAGCAAGAAUUUGCCAAGAAUAUCAUGAAGGCAGCGGAAACAACGAAGUCUUGUAUUGCUCAGCAGGACCUGAUGCCGCUGCAGUCGAUCUACAGCAUGGUCCUGGAGCAGGACAUAAAGAGCAGCAUAUCAGCCAAACAGACCACUGAGCUUCUACAGCUACGCUGUUACCAGGCUUUGUCUGCCAAGAGGAAUGAGAUUGACAAGUGGCGUCGGGAGUUUAAAGAGCAGUGGACAAGGGAGCAGAAGAGAAUGAACGAUGCGGUUGCGGCGCUAAAGCGAGCUCGACAGCAGUACCUCCAGCGCUGUGAGGAGCUGGAGAAAGCCAAAGCCAUGACGGCCAAAGGAGUCGACGAACUCAGUGGCACAAAGACCCUGGACAAGAGGAGGAAGUCUCAAGAUGAGGCUCAGUCCAAGGUUUCAGAGGCUGAAGUGUUAUACAAGCAGUGUGUGAGCGAUGCGAAGGCUCAUCAGGACGGGCUGGAGAAAGUGAAGGAGAGGAUCAUCGUCCACAUCCGCAAGCUCAUCUGCCAAGGAGACAACGUGCUCAAAGAGGUGACGGUGAACAUGUUCUACUACCAGAGACAGCAGAUGGAGCCGAUCCCUUUAGGAUACCAGAACCUGGAGCUGACCUGCAGGCCGUGUGAGCCCGGAGAACCCUACCUGCUCUACAUCUCCAGGAAGUGCGGACCUGAGCAGCCCCUUCAGGUCUUCACCUUCCAGGAGUUCAUCCCUCAGAGCAAGAGAACUCGUAAAGUGAGUAACGCCCUGAUGCCGGUGCAGGACUCGUCUCCUCUACCCGAGGACAUGAAGCGCUACAGUGAUGGAAGACGCAUUGGAUACAGUGACAGUGACAGCAUCGGAGGAAGCCUGGAGUCUCUCUCCAGUCCAGCCCAUAUGAAUAAGCUGCCGAAAGCUCCAUCUACUGGAACUGUGUCUUCUGAUGACCUGGACGAGAGAGAACUGAGCAUUGAAGCUGAGAGUUCUGAUCCUCUGAACGACAGUAACGGUACCUACUCUAAGGUUCGCACCACGUCCCGAGCUGCUCUCACUCACCGCCUCAAGAAAACAAAGAGCAAAAUGCAAAAGUGCAAACUGUGCGACAACUUCAUCCUGGUCAACGGCAUCGAGUGUGAGGAGUGUGGCUUCGUGGUGCACAGGAAGUGUCUGGACCUGUGCCACAUCGAGUGUGAGCGCAGGAGGGGGGUUCUCUUCGGGGUGGAGUUCUCCUCGUUGCCCAGAGAUCCGCCGCAUGAUGUUCCCUUCAUUGUGCAGCGCUGCACUGAAGAGAUCGAGAGUCGAGCACUCACAGUGCAGGGUGUUUAUCGAGUUAGUGGAUCCAAACCCAGAAUCCUGAAGCUGUGUCACGCUUUUGAGUCCCAAAAAGACCAGGUUGACCUUUCGGACCUCUCACCCCACGACAUCACUUCCGUUCUCAAGCUCUUUUUCAAAGACCUUCCUGAGCCGUUACUCACCUUUGACCUUUACAACGAGUUCAUCAACGCUGGAAAAGACAUUCAGCGGCUCACUGAGAGAGACCAUUCAGCUGAGAGUGCUCAGAUAGUGGAGAACAUAGUGAGCAAUCUGAAGCAGAUUCUAGCUCGACUUCCUCCCUGUAAUUACAGCACACUGCAGUACAUGAUGGCUCACCUGUACAGGAUAUCUGAGUGUGAAGAGAAUAAGAUGUCUCCCGGUAACCUGGGCAUCGUGUUCGGCCCCACUCUCCUGCGCCCCCUUGUGUCAGGCGACGUGUCCAUGAUCGCCCUUUUGGAAAGCAGUUACCAGGCCCUGCUGGUGGAGUUCAUGAUCUCACACCAAGAAAAAAUCUUUAGCCCUGAUCCGAGGAUGUGCAUACCUCUUCCACCUUUACCCACCAUCCCAUCCCCAGGGACGGAGCCUGACACGGCUGAUGUGUGUGGAGCCUCGACCAGAGAACGGCCGCGGUCUCUCGAGUCGUGGCUAUGAGGGACAUUCCAGCCUCUGCGUGGGGUCACUCUGAAGGUGCACUUGUGGACCCAGUCGAGUCGUGAAGCAACCUAGGUAGUGUACUCCGACGAGAGAACUCCAAUGAGGAACGUGGUGCUACAAAUCAGCGGGAAUUCUGGGAGGUUGUGCGUGUACGACAGCUGCAGCUCUGCAGCACUAGAGACUAGAGAAAAAUAAACACCUCCACCUCCAGCAGUGGCCAUGCCCCUCAGCACUGUGAAUCCUGAACCAAACAUUGCCAUUAGGACAGAAAUGAUGGAUAAACGACGGGGGUCACCUGGUUUAUGAGAGUGGUACAGUCCACAGGAAGUGACCUGACGGAUAUGGAGACACAGGACCAUUUUGUCCAGACACCUGAGAAGAAGCAGCUCAAGAAAAGAUGAACAAAUCCAUUUUGGAAGAAAUAAGCAGCCAUCUGCUGAUGCAUUGUUAGAAAAUAAGGUUCCUUAAGGGUUCUUCAAGGGUUCCUUGGAUAAUUGUGGGUUUGUAGCUUCCGAAAUGGUUCUACAAGGAAACACUGAAUAAAUGAUUAGCUCUUCAAGGUUACGUUUAACGUGGUUUAAGAUACAUACGUGCAUAAUUAUACAAUUUUUUUAACACAAUAUGGCUUGGCUGUCUUAAAUUAUUGUGCAUUUCAUUUAACAUAGAACCCAGCGCUAAGAUUCUUCUAGCAGUAUUAGCUUCUUGAUAAAACUUUUGCAGAGACGUGAUUCCAUACUAACUCUCUAAGUCAUCCUUAAUUACUGUAUAAGACAGGAAAUAAUUUUAGGAAUAUUUUAGGGCAGCAUGCAGUUCAUGGAUAAUAAUUGUUCUAUUUUGCAUAUUUGAUUUUUGCAGACUGUCAAAAAAAAAAAAUUAUGUUCCCCAGCGGAACCUAAAUAUAUUUUUGUACAAAGAACAAACUGAGUUUUUGGCAGAAAAAAAAAAAUCUAUGAUUUAAUUUAUGUAAGAUUCUCCAGAGAUUCCAGAAAAUUCUACUUUUGUGUUGCAUUUGCAUGUGUGUGUGUGUGUAUGUGUGUGUGUGUGAGUUUCCUCCUGGAUCUCUGGUUUCCUCCCACUGUCCAAAAAAACAUGCCAGUGGAGUGCCAAUGCUAAAUCACCCCUAGGUGUGAAUGAGUGUGUGUGUGAAUGAGUGUGUGAAUGUGUGUGGUGCCCUGUGAUGCACUAGCAUCGCAUCUAAGAAGUAUUCCCGCUUUACGCCCAGUAUUCCUGGGAUAGGCUCCGAUACCAGCGCAUCCCUGACCAGGAUAAAGUUCUUACUGUAGAAUGGUUUCAAGAUACAAGGUGUGUAGCGUGAUAUUUAGUUUUGCUGAGAUUAAAGUUGUAACACAGUGA
Pangasianodon hypophthalmus (striped catfish) is the source of this 4398-nucleotide messenger RNA. It is a transcript of the gene gmip, whose product is annotated as GEM interacting protein. Bases 640 to 3042 code for a protein of 800 amino acids. Gene Ontology annotation, molecular function: GTPase activator activity. NCBI's taxonomy places the organism in Eukaryota, Metazoa, Chordata, Actinopteri, Siluriformes, Pangasiidae. The transcript has 20 exons. Gene Ontology annotation, cellular component: plasma membrane. Gene Ontology annotation, biological process: activation of GTPase activity; signal transduction; negative regulation of GTPase activity. The record is from RefSeq and is a predicted model, not a curated record.